Messenger RNA from Adelges cooleyi (spruce gall adelgid), 2301 nucleotides. RefSeq names its product peroxidase-like. Lineage: Eukaryota; Metazoa; Arthropoda; Insecta; Hemiptera; Adelgidae. Gene Ontology annotation, biological process: response to oxidative stress. The record is from RefSeq and is a predicted model, not a curated record. Gene Ontology annotation, molecular function: heme binding; peroxidase activity. The transcript is spliced from 14 exons. Bases 86 to 2167 code for a protein of 693 amino acids.
GUUAUUUUAUUGUCAGUCCUUCACUGCACUCCUGGAAACAUUUUUGUUAUUUUGACAUGAUAAAGCUACACAAACGUCACUUCCAAUGAAAGGAAUGAGAACAACUUCUAUAUACUAUUGUAUUGUAAUAUCACAUAAAAAAUACAACGAUGCAGAAAAUCAAACUAUUGAAUACAAUAUUAGUUAUUUCAAUUAUAAACUUUCGAAAUUGGACGUUAAAGACAAAUCUGCAAGUGCGAGUAUAAAGAAGGGUUGCCCAUACAUGCAUCACAAAGAAGUCUACAAUAGUCUAAAAAAUGUACUAUCGAGACCGAAAAAAAUGAAGGGUGAUGUAAAUGAAGACAGUGAUCCGAAUCCAUUGAUUAUACCUGCGAUUAACUCAACGAAUGCUGUUGGAUAUUUGUCGGAAGAAGAAAUAGACAUUGCUGACCGAUGUUUUUCAAUACCCGAAUGUAAUUCUAGCGCUCAUUAUAGAACUUACGACGGUUCUUGUAAUAAUCUUCGAUUCCCGACAUGGGGACAAUCUGGUUUGGCGAACAUUCGUAUAAUCCAAGCCGAUUACUCCGACGGUGUAAGUCAACCAAGGAAAGCAAAAUCAGGCAAUGAUAUGCCGAAUGCUAGAAAAAUACGAACAAACAUUUUUCAAAAUCGGGAAUGCUCAAUUGUCGACCGUAACCUUUUUAUGGUAGAAUUAGGUCAAAUCAUUGCUCAUGAUACAACACUAGGAUUGUUGAAAAUUACAGAUGACGGAAAAGUUCCCCAAUGCUGUACUUCAAAUCACUCGAUGCCGGAAAACUUACCAAAGGAGUGUAUUUCGGUUGAGGUGCCAGACGAUGAUCCUGUUUUGGAAAGGAGAUGCAUUAAUAUCACAAGAAAUAUGGACACUCGUGAUUUAGGUUGUGACAUUGCGCCAGUGAGACAAGUAAUUGGUGUUAAUAGCUUUAUUGAUGGAUCGGUGAUUUACGGUUUGAACGAAGAGCAAGCAUAUUCAUUGAGAGCACAUAAAAACGGCAAACUCGCUACACAAGAGGGACCCGAAGGGACCGAAUUCUUACCCAAUGUCAGAAAUCCAGAAGACGUGUGCUUUGAAGCCGACAAUGACACCAUUUGCUAUACUUCUGGUGAUCUUAGAGUAAACCAACACCCUGACCUAGCGGCUGAGCACAUCAUUUUGUUGCGUUUGCAUAACGCUAUUUGCGACGAAUUGCUUAAGGUCAAUCCCCAUUGGGACGACGACAGGACAUAUCUAGAGGCCAGACGCUUGUUUGGAGCCAUAUACCAACAUGUCAUAUACAAUGAAUAUCUUCCUUCUCUUUUAGGAAAGGAUUUCGUAGUGGCCAACAAACUCUUGCCGGCUAGUGAAGGAUUCACCGAUGGUUAUGACGAAUUUUUGAAUCCGACGACCAUAACGAGUUAUCAAGCAGCCGCUUUCAGACUAGGACACACCCUUAUACCAGGAUACGCAGAACUUGUGAACAAUUCAUGGGACACAACGACGACUGUGAGUUUGAGCAGCUCCUACAACCAAGUACUACUGCUUCAAAAACCAGGAAUUUAUGAGAGUGUCAUCAAAGGAAUGCUCAAACAACCGGCUCAAGAAGCGGAUAGGUUUUUCCAAAAAGAGAUCACCGAUGAAUUAUUCAAAGGCGCUUCUUCAGAAGGCGAUGAUUUGAUAAGCAUAGACAUACAGCGUGGCAGGGACUACGGAGAACCGUCGUACAACAAAUUUCGUCAACUGUGCGGGCUACCCGAGGCAAAAAAUUUUAGUGACCUAACCGAUACGAUACCUCUAAAAUACGUGAAUCUAUUACAAGAACUGUACGAAGACGUGGAAGACAUAGACUUUUAUGUCGGUGGUCUACUGGAAAACAACAGACCCGGAGCCCUCAUGGGUCCAACUUUUCAGUGCAUAGUCGGAGAAAUGUUUUACAGGUGGAAAUUUGGAGAUAGUUUCUACUACGAAUUUAACAAUCGACCAGGAUCGCUUACUUCAGAUCAACUAAGUCAGAUCAGAAAAUCCUCACUCGCUCUAGUUUUAUGCGUCACGACUCAGGUAGACUCCGUACCACGUGUUACACUUAAUAAAUAUGAUGAUGGCCAAAAUCCGAGGGUGUCUUGUGAUUCAAUUCCAUUGAUUGAUUUUUCUCCGUGGAAAGAAUAUCACUAAUAAUUAUGUUAUUAGUUAUCACAUCACUUAUAGUCAGACAUAGUCGUAGUGAAAAAUAUAUGUAGCCCCUUUUAGAUUGUUAAUGUUUCUAUAAUAUUACUCACUUGUCACUCUACAAAUAUAGCACAUUUGAA